GUAUACACCCCUUUUCUCAAGUACAGCUGCCGCUUUUCGCCCGUCUGUGAUGUAAAAUGGCGCUGAGUUCUCAAGGAACAAAGAAAAAAGUGUGCUACUAUUACGAUGGUGAUGUUGGGAAUUACUACUAUGGCCAGGGGCAUCCCAUGAAGCCACACCGUAUCCGCAUGACACACAACCUCUUGCUGAACUAUGGUCUCUACAGAAAGAUGGAGAUAUACCGACCUCACAAAGCCAGUGGAGAGGAGAUGACCAAGUACCACAGUGACGACUACAUCAAGUUCCUGCGUUCCAUCCGGCCUGACAACAUGUCGGAGUACAGCAAACAGAUGCAGAGAUUUAACGUUGGUGAGGAUUGCCCUGUGUUUGAUGGCCUGUUUGAGUUCUGCCAGCUCUCAACAGGAGGCUCUGUUGCUGGAGCUGUGAAGCUGAACAAACAGCAGACAGACAUUGCUAUUAACUGGGCUGGAGGUCUCCAUCACGCCAAGAAGUCUGAGGCGUCAGGUUUCUGCUAUGUGAAUGACAUUGUGCUCGCCAUUUUAGAGUUACUGAAAUACCACCAGAGGGUUCUGUACAUAGACAUUGACAUUCACCAUGGAGAUGGAGUGGAGGAAGCGUUCUACACCACAGACCGGGUCAUGACCGUGUCCUUCCACAAGUACGGAGAGUACUUCCCCGGCACUGGAGACCUGAGGGAUAUUGGCGCAGGGAAAGGCAAGUACUAUGCUGUGAAUUACCCUCUGAGAGAUGGGAUAGAUGACGAGUCUUACGAAGCCAUAUUCAAGCCUAUCAUGACUAAAGUGAUGGAGAUGUACCAGCCUAGUGCAGUGGUUCUUCAGUGUGGAGCUGACUCUCUCUCGGGAGACAGGCUUGGCUGCUUUAACCUCACCAUCAAAGGCCAUGCUAAGUGUGUGGAGUACAUGAAGAGCUUCAACCUGCCCCUGCUGAUGCUGGGUGGUGGAGGCUACACCAUCCGGAACGUGGCCCGCUGCUGGACCUAUGAGACAGCCGUGGCCCUAGACAGCUCCAUACCAAACGAGCUUCCAUACAAUGAUUACUUUGAGUACUUUGGGCCAGACUUCAAACUGCACAUCAGUCCCUCCAACAUGACCAACCAGAACACCAACGACUACCUGGAGAAGAUCAAGCAGCGUCUGUUUGAGAACCUUCGAAUGCUGCCCCACGCCCCGGGGGUCCAGAUGCAGGCCAUCCCAGAAGACGCCGUGCAGGAGGACAGUGGAGACGAGGAGGAGGAAGACCCUAACAAACGGAUAUCCAUUCGCGCCCAUGACAAGAGGAUAGCGUGUGACGAGGAGUUCUCAGACUCUGAGGACGAGGCUGAGGGUCAAGGGGGCGGACGGAGAAAUGCUGCCAGCUUCAAGAAAGCCAAGAGAACAAAGACUGAAGAAGACAAAGAAAAAGAGGGAGAAGAGAAGAAAGCAGGCGAUGACAAGAAAGCUGAUGACAAGAAAGAAGUUAAAGAAGAAAAGGGGCCAGAGGAGGAGAAAAUGGACACAACAAAGGGGCCAAAAGAGGAGUCCAAGACACCGUGAGGAGCUCCUAGCCAUCUUUUUUUUAAGCAUCUGAAGGCUAAAUUCGUUAUAACGAUGGAUUUCGCUUUUGGGAAACCGGGCCCUGUUGAGAAUAGUCCUGUUUGCCAGACCAGUCACCUUUACUGGCUGCUGCAAGGGAAAAUCCCACCCCUCCAGAUUGAAAUGGGUUAAACAUGUAUUUUCUAGAACACUUAAUGUUGCAAUUUUUAUAAGUACUGCUGUUUUUGUAUGCUUUAAGCCCAUUUAGCUUUAUCCUAUCAAUACUGCUCCCCUUACCCAAACAAAUGUUGUCUACAGUAUAUUAAAGGCCUGGCACAAAAUAUUAUGCAUUUUAUAAAUUUCAGAUUUAAUUUAAAUCAUAAAUAUGUUGACAUCUCUUGUACCCCCUUUUGUAUUUUGUCCCGCUGUUGUCCUGUGUCUUUGGAAACAUAGUUGAAGCAUGACAUGAAGUCCACUUCUUAAAGAUGUAUUCAUUCUGUGUUACCGGCUAAAGCUACUCUGAGCAAUAUUGUCCGGAGGAUAGAAUUAACCUGAAUACUACACCAGGCCUACAGUAUGUGAUAAAACAGAAAUAAUCCAAUGA
Messenger RNA from Oncorhynchus nerka (sockeye salmon), 2136 nucleotides. Its product is annotated as probable histone deacetylase 1-B. The coding region runs from base 57 to 1553 and encodes 498 amino acids. The transcript is spliced from 13 exons. The record is from RefSeq and is a predicted model, not a curated record. Lineage: Eukaryota; Metazoa; Chordata; Actinopteri; Salmoniformes; Salmonidae. Gene Ontology annotation, cellular component: NuRD complex; nucleus. Gene Ontology annotation, molecular function: histone deacetylase activity. Gene Ontology annotation, biological process: negative regulation of transcription by RNA polymerase II.